AUGACUGGCAUCGAGCAGCAGGAGGAGGGUACUGUACAGAAAAACACUCAAGAUGAUAGAUGGCGGAUUGGUCCCAGCACGCACGGCUCUAAAAACGUUCAGGUGUGCGCGUCAGUGUUGUGUGUUGACCCAGCUGAGUGUGUAGGAGCUGUGAGCGCUGGCUGCUGUCUGUUUCAGGACACUGUGACCCUCCCCUGCAGAGCUGUGAACCAGCUUGAAUCCGAAAACCUGAACAGCCCGAAGGACGCUGAACCAAAAGCGAAGCACUUCCUCAUUGGUUCCUCCCACCUCAAACCCGGCCCACUGCAGGUGUGUGUUUCUUACUGUACGAUGUCCCAGAGCAGCCAUGAUAUCUGCCAGCGUUUGAGAAACGCUGCCCAGGUCGCCUCUUGCCCUCGGCCUGCGCCUCUUUGGAGCUCGCCACUCCAACCACGUCUUGUGCUGGAUGACACCACCUCCGUCGCCAUGGUUACCCGCCAAACCGUUGCCAGGGCGACCACCGGAUGCCUCGGACUUGCCGGGAUCGAAACGGUGGACCUCGCAUCCGAGCUGCGAAGCGGUCCGCAGAAAGCAGAGCUCUACUGUUUGUCAGAGGGUGCCAACCUGGUGUCCAUCCACAGUCAGGAAGAAAGCAACUUCGUCAAAUCCCUGAUCAAGAACUUUGAUCCCAAUGAGGGUUACACCUGGAUCGGACUCAGUGACCUGCAUUAUGAUGGCAAAUGGAUGUGGUCUGAUGGGUCUAAAGCGGGCUACUUCAUUUGGAGUACGGGAGAGCCGACCAACUGGCAAGGAAUGGAACAUUGUGUGCACACCAACUAUGGUCCGGACCCCAAGGAUCAAAUACCGUCAAGAGGUUAUACAUGA
This is a messenger RNA of Menidia menidia (Atlantic silverside), 864 nucleotides long. Lineage: Eukaryota; Metazoa; Chordata; Actinopteri; Atheriniformes; Atherinopsidae. The record is from the annotation of a GenBank genome assembly.